AUGAGAUUAUCAGGAGGUUUAAAAGGACAAAUCAAGAUCAUCACACCAAAAUCGGAGGUGAAGCCUGGCUCAGAGGUGCAAUGCAGACUCGAGCUCACUGCUUUUGAGCCCGCCUACAUCACUUCGAUUGUGACUGGGUACCAGUGCAAAUCCACAACUGAGUUGCCCCAACAAGACUUAUUUAUCAAUACCAAGAGAAGAAAGUAUCCACGGCAAGAAGUCGAGAUGAAAAAUCCCAUCAAUCCGCAAGGCACAGUGAUCAGGAGAAAAAUGGCCAGGCCAAACCUCACUGUUUGCGGGAGCGAGAGCCAUUUUUUGGUGAACGAGAUGAAACAGCUUUUGCUGGAACCCAAGCAAGCACCCCACGCAGCGGAAAUGGAAUAUUCAUUCAAGAUAUCCAUUCCUACCACUAACAUGCUUUACCAUAACUGUGAUGACCACACAUUUCCCAAGCGUGAUGGUCAUCACGACGAGACACCAAGAGAGUUGAGAACACUUCCACCGAAUAUGAAGGUGGAGCUCAGUGGUCGCUCAGUGAUUGCUGUGCUGCAUCAAAUUGUUGUCAGUAUUUGCCGAAUGGUGAACGGAACGGCAGUGUGGAGUGAGUUUACCACCCCAGUCCAAUAUGAGCAGUGUAUCUUACGUAUGCCCAGAUACUGGUACCAUGUUAUGGAUUCUCGAAAUGAGAGACUUGAGCUCAUGCCAGACACCCAAUCAAAUUCCCACAUGGUAAAGUCAGGGCUGGGAUAUUUUGGUAGACCCAAGCAUGAGUGGGAGGCUGUAUUGACAAGCACAUUCAAGGAGGCAGGCUUGUUAAGGAGCCCUUAUGGAAUUACCCACAGAGGGGUCUUCAAUAAUCAUUUCCUCAAUGAGUUCUUGAAAUUAUCUGUGAAGUUGCCAGCCUCGAUAAUAAAUCGUAAAAAUCACAGAAGAACAGUUCAAGUUUUGGAGGUAAGCGUGAGGGUUAAGAAGUACAUCUCUUACGUCGGAGGAGUUCGAGCGGAAAAUGUAAAAAGUAAGAAAUGCUAUUCUAAGAAAAAGCGGAAAAGCCUGGAGCAGCUCGUGCAUGUUGGGAAACUCCACUUGAAGGAGGUCGUGAAGCCAAAGAAGGAUCAGGAUGAGCUGUACUUGUUGUAUGAUCUCCCACACAAGUGCUUGGAUAUUCGUAUCAAGGAAAGGGAACAGUCAACCAUGGCGUGCAACUUCAAAUUGGAUUUCUCACUUAUCGUGAUUGUUAAGUUGCAGAUUGGAAAACAGAGCACCAUCGAGGUGUCGGAUGAGAUCCCCAUUAUCUUGUCCCAGUCACCAUCGACAAAGGAAAUCCCUGAGACGAUCUUACCAAACAUGGCAAGCAGAGUAGCGACAAAAGAGUCUGCUGCACUGGAGAUUCUAAGGGCAUCUUCUGAAGCUGAUGCAGUGAAUGCUUCGACGCUGAGUCUUCCUAUGUCUCAAGUUUCAAGGAGCACAGAUCUGUCAGGGAGGUCCAGCAAAGCAUCAAAAAAGAACACCUCGAAUCCAAGCGAGUCUAGUGAUACGAUUGAGUCAAGGGCAUCAAGAUGGCUGAGAAUUUCUCUCAGCACUCUUAGCUUGCCAGACAAAUUGUUGAAGUUGACCAAAAGAAUGUGGGACAAAACUGAGCAAGAAAGAGCUGUGUCUAAUGGUGUUGGGACGAGGACAAAUAAUAAAGAUGGGCGAGAGACAAGAGACCCAAAAUUAGCUGAUUCGGUUGAAGCACCCAAAUCAGAGACCACAUUGAUGCCAGGAAGUCAAGGUGUUGUGGAUCCUGGGGUAGAGAGACUGUCCUCGGGUUCAGCAGCCAGGCAUGACGUCACAUCUUCUGCUGACCACCUAUCUCAGCAAGCGGUGAAGUCUACUUCUGAAAGUAGGUUUUCGUCUUAG
Candidozyma auris is the source of this 1899-nucleotide messenger RNA. RefSeq lists its product as uncharacterized. The record is from RefSeq and is a predicted model, not a curated record. Lineage: Eukaryota; Fungi; Ascomycota; Pichiomycetes; Serinales; Metschnikowiaceae. Bases 1 to 1899 code for a protein of 632 amino acids. The transcript has a single exon.